Molecule: messenger RNA, 810 nt
Organism: Hyphopichia burtonii NRRL Y-1933
Lineage: Eukaryota; Fungi; Ascomycota; Pichiomycetes; Serinales; Debaryomycetaceae
Exons: 1
Coding region: 20-679 (219 amino acids)
Molecular function (GO): protein binding
Source: RefSeq, a predicted model, not a curated record
ACCGUUAGAUACAACAGCCAUGGUGUCUAAUAUUUGGGUGGCAGCAGCCGAUAACCAGGUGGAGAUCGUCAAGUCUCAUAUUGACUCGGGGGCGUUCAGUGCCAAUUCCAAAGAUCCAAAUGGGUACACUCCAAUACACGCGGCAGCAUCGUACGGUCAUAUACUGCUAUUAAAGUACUUGAUUGAAAAGGGAGGAGAUAUUAAUAUCCAGGAUACCGAAGGAGAUACUCCGUUGCAUCACGUUGAGGAUUUGAAGACCGCCAAGUACAUUGUGGAAGAAUUGAACGCCAACUAUAAAAUAAAGAAUAACGAUAAUCAAACCCCGGCUGCUUAUAUAGAAGAAGAAAAUGAAUUCCCCGAUAUAGCCCAAUACUUGAUCUCUCUUGCUCACGGUCAGCCGGCCGCCAAUGCCGCAGCUGAGCAGAACGCCUUCAUCGAGUCCUUACCUAGACCAGGGAACAUUGACGGACAUGAGAUCAGAUACACUUUGGAAAACGAGACCGAAGAGGAUGCUCCUGUGGACGACGAAGAAAGACGUAAGAAGAUUGAAGCUAUAUUGAAUAGCGAAAACCCCGAAGAAGCCUUGAGAGAUCUUGUUACUUCUGCGGUCAGGGAAGGGUUUGCCAACUACAACCAGCAACAGCAAGACGAACCCUCUCUGAAAAAGAGAAAGGAUUAGCUAUUACCAUAAAUGUAUUAUAGACUUUGUAUCUAGUUGUAGGUGUAUGGAUGUUUUUUUGUUUUUUGAGAAUAGAAAUUCCCGGUGCCCGCACGACCCCUCCACAAUCUCGUAAUUUUUCAAUUUUUUCC